AUGUCCUCUCCUAGUGCCGGUAAGCGUCGGAUGGACACCGAUCUGCUCAAACUGUAAGUGCCUGAUAAUUAAAUUAAAUUGGGGGCAAGCUUAAUAUAAGUGAUUAUGAAAAGUAUUUCUAAAACUUUUUUCAAACAGAUGAGGCAAUGUAUCAAUGUAAGAUACUUGAUGUUCGGCCUGAAAUCUUAGCGUUUAUUUAAUCUAAUGAAUUUAGCCUUCGAGAAGGCUAUUUGGUCGAAGAAACAAUUGGAAAAACAGCUGAUGAUUUUCAUACGGAAUAAAGAAAAGGGGGUAUCACAAAAAUGUGAUAAGCGAAGAGUGAGACAUUGGGUCUGAAAAAAACUAACUUCUCCGUCUAAAUCUAAAGUCCUUUCGAAAUGCACUAUUAAAUCGCGGUAAUCCGUCGCUCCAAACAAGGAUAGCGUCAUGGGGAAAAGGGGGAUUCAUGUAUUUUAGAGGAUUGCUAAUGGUUUGGGAAAUGAUUUAUGCGAUUGGCAGAUUUAUACAGUAAAGAAGCUUGUUUUUCAUAGCAAUAGUGUUAUUAUUAUUUAAAAGUGACACGAACUCUCACAAAUUUUCCGACCAUGUCUCGGGCAAAAAUAGUUGUUACUACAGAACAUGUCAUGAGGGUUGCAGGUUGGAUGAAUUUUAAAAAAUAAAUGCAAAACAAUUUCAGGAUAACAGAAUUACAAAAAACGUCAAAAUUUAAUGUUUUUAGGAUUGAAGCGAAGCACGAAGUUCUGGUUACUGGCUCCGUCAAUGAAUUUUCAGUCAAAUUCCAUGGUCCAAAAGGAAGUGAGUGUCGGUUUUGUGAUCCUUGAUGUCAUGUUUCAGCUGCCUACGAAGGAGGUGUAUGGAGAGUUCGAGUGGAUCUCCCCGACAAAUACCCAUUCAAGUCUCCGUCGAUCGGCUUUAUGAACCGCAUCUUCCAUCCGAACAUCGAUGAGAGCAGUGGGACCGUCUGUUUGGAUGUGAUCAACCAAGCCUGGACUGCCCUCUAUGAUCUCGCCAACAUCUUCGAAUCAUUCCUACCUCAACUUCUCACUUACCCCAACCCUCAGGAUCCUUUGAACAGCGAGGCUGCCAAAUUGUAUUUGCAUAAGCCCGAUGAGUUCAAAGAGAUUUGUUCAGGUAAGUACAAGUCAUUUAAAGGUUUAAGCUGGUUUCAGAAUAUGUAAGGAAGUAUGCGAACGAAGAUGCAUUAGCCGCGGUUCUGAAGGAAGACUCAGAGAUGAGUGACGAUGGGCAUGAUUCCGAUUCCACGAUCUCGGAUUAUUCAGAAGGUAAGGAUGUGAUGAUGACUAUAUGCAGAAUGUAGACUAAAGGUGUAAACCAUUGUGUUGGAUUUUGAGAAAGUUAAUAUUGCCACGUCAACAUUCUGUAUUAGCUAUUUGCUGGUCCUUAGAGAACUAUUUAUCCUUUUCAGAUGAAACCUAUGGAAUGGAGAUCUAG
Messenger RNA from Bursaphelenchus xylophilus (pine wood nematode), 1452 nucleotides. The record is from the annotation of a GenBank genome assembly. NCBI's taxonomy places the organism in Eukaryota, Metazoa, Nematoda, Chromadorea, Rhabditida, Aphelenchoididae.